CCCUCAAAGUUAGAGCUCACAGGGAAGUUGGCGACGAACUGGAAGAAAUUCCACCGUGAUUGGAACAACUACGAAAUAGCGGCACGUCUAAAAGACCCUGAAAACCUUGCUGUAAAUAAACCGCUGAGAACUGCCACAUUGCUAACCUGUAUUGGCGCAGAUGCUCUUGAUGUGUACGAAGGCUUAGAAUUCGAGAAUGAAGACGAUAAGAAGGACAUUGAUAUUGUUCUCCACAAGCUACAGCGUUAUUGUAUCGGAGAGACAAACGAAAUCUACGAGAGAUACCGAUUUAACAAGAGAGACCAAGAACCAAAUGAGUCUCUAGAUGCUUACGUCACGGCCUUGCGCACGUUGGCAAAGACGUGUAACUUCGGAGUGUUAGAGAACAGUCUAAUUAGAGACAGGAUUGUCAUCGGAGAAAGAGACAAUCAAGCUCGCAAGAAGCUCCUACAAGUCUCCAAACUCACAUUGAAGGAAUGA
Porites lobata is the source of this 480-nucleotide messenger RNA. The record is from the annotation of a GenBank genome assembly. NCBI's taxonomy places the organism in Eukaryota, Metazoa, Cnidaria, Anthozoa, Scleractinia, Poritidae.